Molecule: messenger RNA, 7185 nt
Organism: Parastagonospora nodorum SN15
Lineage: Eukaryota; Fungi; Ascomycota; Dothideomycetes; Pleosporales; Phaeosphaeriaceae
Exons: 4
Coding region: 1-7185 (2394 amino acids)
Source: RefSeq, a predicted model, not a curated record
AUGCGCUGGAUCGGCUGGGACGUCGCAGCAUCGGAGAGAAGAAAGCGGACAGAGGAAGCGCAUUCUCGUUCAUCUCUAUUUUUCGACGAGAAGUCGCUGUACGUGGACAUCGACUUUGGCUUCAGUGAAGAAGGAGUCAGAUCGCAUGCGAAAAAGAAGAAAGCUGCAGCUAAGAAAAACAAUAUUUCGAAUGCGCUCGAUGAUGGCGAUAAGAACGAGGGCGCGGCUGGAGGUGGAGACGGUGGCGGAGGCGAUGCUCCCGCAGAUGGUGCGGGCGGCGAUGGUGGCGACGACAAGAAAGGAGGAAAGAAGAGCAAGAAAGAGGAGGAGGAGGAAGAGGAGCGCGCCAAGAAAGAGGAGGAAGAGCGGAUAGCCAAGGAGGAGGAGGAAGCACGACUAGCAAAAGAGGCGGAAGAAGAGGCCGAGCGCAAGAAGAAGGAAGAGGAAGAAGCCGCUGCUGCUGCGGCGGAACCAGCCGCUAAUAAUGACGACUGGGGAAGCUUUGCAGCGACAACAACGGGGAAGAAGAAGAAGGGCAAAAAGGGGAAGGUUUGUAAUCUCGCAUACGCGGAGCCGACACCACCACCUCCUCCGCCAGCCCCAGCAGAGCCAGCGACUUCAUUCGACGAUAUCAAACUGGACGAUGUCAACCUAGAUGACGGUGCGCCAAAGAUCGACAUGAAUUUCGGCGACUCCAAGGAUAAGUCGGGAUCUGGACUCGGCGGGUUGGAUAACUGGUCUUCUGGAUGGGGUGAAUCGACCAAGUCAGCUGGUGGCUGGGGAUUUGGCGACUCCAAAGGCGGGGACGGUGGAGGUGACAACCCUUGGGAUUCUGCGGAUAAGAAAAAGAAGGACUCUUCGGGCUUCGACUUCGAUUUCGAUGCGUUCAAGGGCGGUUCGCAGGCGGCACCACCACCAGAGGACGAUGGCUGGGGAGGCAUCACUACGACGAAAUCGAAAAAGAAGGGUAAGAAGGGAGCACUGAUCGAGGAACCCGUUCCGGAGCCAGUGGCAGAACCAGAGCCUUCACCACCUGAACCUGAGAAGAAGGACGAGGAUGACCCGUGGGCUUUCUCCUUUGGCGCUUCGUCAAAGGACAAGAAGAAAAAGAAGAAAGGCGCCGUCGAAGAAGCACCACCUCCUCCACCAGAUCCCGAACCGCCCGCGGAACCUGAACCAGUCCCGGAACCAGAGCCUGUGAAGGAGGACGACCCGUGGGGAUUUGCAUCGACGUCAACGAAGAAGAAGAAAAAGAAGGGCAAAGAAGAGCCCAAGGUCGAGGAACCCCCUCCAGAGCCGGAAGUCAUACCUGAACCUGAACCUGAGCCUGAGCCUGAACCUGAACCUGAACCUGAACCCGAGCCGGCCAAAGAAGAGCCGGCGGUCGACCCGUUUGCUGGACUCAGCAAGUCGCAAAAGAAGAAGCUCCAGGACAAGAUGAAGAAAGAGGCCAAAGAGGCGGCAGCGAAAGCGGAAGAAGAUGCUGCAGCCAAGGCAGAAGAAGACGCCAAGCGGAAAGAGGAAGAGGAUGCUGCAGCUGAGCUUGCGGCGCAAGAGGCGGAGGCGGAGGCAGAACGUCUACGUUUAGAGGAGGAAGAGGCCGAAAAGAAGAGACUCGAGGAAGAGGCUGCUGCUGCCGCUGUCGCCGCCGCCGAGGUUGCACCUACGACUAGCAAGAAGAAGAAAAAGAAGAAGGGCGCCGUUGAGGAGGACCCUGCACCUCCGCCCCCGCCUCCCCCAGAACCUGAGCCGGUAGUCGAGCCUGAACCUAGUCCUCCUACGGAAGAGAAACCUGUAGAAGAUUGGGGUGAUUGGGGUGCAGCCGCUGCUCCAGUGAAGAAGAAGAAAGGUAAGAAGGGCGCAGCCGCUGUCGUUCCAGAUCCGCCCAAGGAAGAAGAGCCCAUCGUCGAACCCGAACCCGAACCCGAAGCGGUACCUGAACCUGAGCCUGCGAAAGAGGAUGCAGCAGAAGAAGGCGGUGAUUGGGGAUUCAGUUCGAUAUGGGGCGGCGGCAAGAAGAAGAAGAAGGGUAAAGGCGCCGAACUUGAACCGCCGCCACCGCCGCCAGAACCGUUACAAAUCGAAGCUGCUGCUCAAGAACCCGAUGCCGUCGAAGAGCCGAAAGCGGAGGACGAAGACGAAUGGGGCAUGCCAUCAUGGGGUAACAAGAAGAAGGAUCCGAAGAAGGGCGCUCCAGUCGAAGUCAUCGAAGACACUACGACACCUGUUCAGAAGCCUGACGAAGACGACCCAUGGGGAAGCGCUGCAUUCAACAUCGGGAAGAAAAGCAAAAAGAGCAAGAAAGGCCUCAUUGCAGACUUGGCAUCGCCGCCUCCUGAGGCAGAGCCAGAAGCCCCACCCCCCAAAGAGAUCGAAGCGCCGCCAGAGGAGGCUCCCAACGAUGAUGACCUGUGGAUUCCUCGAGGGCUUGCACCUGUUACGAAGAAGAAGAAAAAGAAGGGUGAAGUCAUAGAGGAGCCGCUCACCAAGACAACAAGUAAAGAAUCUGCGCCGAAAAAUGACAUGGUAGAAGACCUCAUUUCUCUUGACGAUCCUCCCCCAGUGGAAGAGAAGAAGGAAAAGAAAGAGUCCAAGUUCGGAAGCGUCUUUGGUGUGUCUUUGAAGUCUGCCAAGAAGGAAAAGACGGUCGAGAAGCCUCCUAAGGCAGAAACACCGACUGAGAAGAGGGUCCGUGAAAGGCGCGAGAGGAAAGAACGCGAGGAAGAAAGGCAGAAGAGGAGCGUCUUGCACGAGAAGCCGAAGAGGCUGCUGCCGCUGAACAGGCCCAAGAUCGAGGCCGAGGCAGCAGAAGCAGAAGCAGAAGCAGCUCGCAUCGCCGAGGAAGAAGCAGAAACAGCUCGUCUCGCGGCAGAGGAAGAGGAGCGGAAGAAGAAAGAGGAGGAAGAGGCGUCAAAGAGCACGGGAUGGGCGGCCAGCAUCUGGGGCUCUUCAAAGAAAAAGGAGAGCACCAAGGAUCGCAAAGCUCGUGAGAAGAGGGAGAAGGAAGAACAGGAGGAGAAGGAGCGCCUCGCACAGGAAGAGGCUGAUAGGAUUGCAGCUGAAGAGGCUGCGGAAGCUGCGCGAAUUGCGGAAGAAGAGGCCGAGGCAGCACGCGUUGCGGAAGAAGAAGCUGAGGCCGCGCGGAUCGCUGAAGAAGCCGAAGCAGCUCGCAUCGCAGCAGAAGAGGCUGAGGCCGAGGCCGCUAGACUCGCCGCAGAAGAAGAAGAGCGCAAGAGGAAAGAGAAGGAGGAAGAAGAGGCUGCAUCAAAGAGCUCUGGAUGGGGUCUUUUCGGUCUCACCAAGAAGAAGGAGACCUCGAAGCAAAAGCGCGAGCGUGAAGCCAAGGAGAAGAAGGCACGCGAGGAGGAAGAGAAACGCGCUCAAGAGGCGAAGGAAGCUGAAGAGGCUGAGGCGGAAGCUGCGCGAAUUGCAGAAGAAGAGGCUGAGGCAACACGGAUUGCGGAGGAAGAAGCUGAGGCCGCGCGCAUCGCGGAAGAAGAGGCCGAGGCAGCUCGCAUUGCAGCAGAGGCAGAAGCCGCAGCGGCAGCACCCGUUUCGUCAAAAGAGAAGAAAAAGAAGAAGAAAAGGGGUGUUGUUGUCGAAGAAGAACCUCCGCCUCCGCCACCCGAACCCGCGAACGACGAUCCCGACGCGGCCCUGUUCGACUUGGUCAAAGAUAUACCCGAAGAUGAGCUGUUAGCAGAGCUCGGCGAAGAGCUCAGGAGUGAACCCAAGGAUGAAACACCGUUCGGCAGUUGGGGAGACAGCAUCAAGAAGGAUAUCAAGAAGACAGAGCCCAAGAAGGAGGAGUCAGGCGGCAACGGGUGGGGAAGUGCUUGGGGCAUCUCGCUGCGCAAGACGAAGAAAGUCGAGCCUGAGGUCGUUGAAGAAGAGCCCGUCGCUGAACCAGAACCUGAACCAGAACCAGAACCUGAAGAGGUUCCAGAAGAGGUUCCGGAAGAGGUUCCGGAAGAGGUGCCCGAAGUCCCAGAGCCUCCUGUCGAAGAACUCCCCAUUCGCGUCAAGGGAUCUAAGAAGUCAAAGUCAAGCAAGAGAGACAAACACAAGGAGCCAGAGCCCGAACCGAUCGUCGAAGAACCUGCCCCAGAACCUGAGCCAUCUCCGGAUGAUAUCGUUGAGAUUAUCGAUGAGGCACCGAAGAAGAAGUCCUCCAAGAAAGACAAGGAGUCGUCCAAGAAGGACAAAAAGUCUAAGAGGCAUAAGGUUCUUGAAGACGCUCCUCCACUCGAGAUCCCCCCGCCCGAUCCGGAGCCUGAUGAGUCUAUCGCGAGGCGAUCGCCUGUACCAGGCGGAUUCCCCGACGAAGAUGCGGAUUUGAUCAACUUGGAGGAGGCCGAACCCGAAUUUGUCGACGCAUCACCUGAUCCAGAACCGGAAGCUGAACCGGAAGCUGAACCGGAAGCUGAACCUGAACCUGCACCGGAGCCUGUUCUGACUGAGAAGGAAAUUAGGAAGCUCAAGAAAUCCAAGAAGAGCAGUAAGAGGACAGACUACUUUGAAGACGCCCCACCUCCGCCUCCGCCUGAGCCUGAGCCUGUCAUGACGGAGAAGGAACUCAGAAAGCUCAAGAAGUCUAAGAAGAGUAGCAGACACAAGACAGAGCCCAUUAUCGAAGAAGCUCCGCCGCCUCCACCUGAGCCUGAAGCAGAUCCUGAACCCGAACCCGAAGCAGAGCCUGAAGCAGAGGCAGAGCCUGAAGCGGAAGCAGAAGCAGAGGCAGAGGGAGAACCUGAAGCUGAAGCAGAACCAGAAGUGGUACCGGAACCGGAACCAGAACCAGAACCAGAGCCAGUUCUGACUGAGAAAGAAAGGCGGAGGCUCAAAAAGUCUAAGAAGAGCAGUAGACACAGGGAAGAGCCCAUUGUCGAAGAGGCUCCACCUCCACCUCCGCCGCCUCCAGCGCCUGAGUCAGAUGCUGAGUUUGUAGAUGCUUCAGGAGAGCGCGACUUGAUGGACUUCGAUGAGCCUGCACCAGAGGACGCCGAUGAAGACGCCGCACGACCUCCAACGCCCCCUCCUGAGCCUGUGCCGGUCCCCAAAUCCAUCUCACCAAAGAAAGAGCGCGCCAAGGUCAAUCGCGGCGGCGGAUCAGGGUCAUGGGGUUUCUGGGGCGGUGGUGCACCAGCGAAGAAGUCUGGCACUCGCACCAAGUCGGGUGACGAGUCUGCCAGCGCUGUGACUGGUCCCAACCCAGGCAUGGUUCGCACAAAGUCGGUACGCACUACGUCUACCAGGGACAAGGACGUCAUCUCAAGAUCGUCUGGUUCUGACAAGAUGUCGAAAAACCCGUCCCGCGCAAAGUCGGUUCGCACUGCGUCUGGCUUUGGACUAUUUGGGGUUGCGCCCCCACCUUCUCGGUCCAAAUCGCAUAGAACCUCCGCUACACCCAAAGCGCACUCGCGCCGGCCUUCUGUUGACCAGGACGCAGCCAUGAUGUCUCCACCGCACACCGACACAGAGAGGAAGGCCUCUUCGAAAGCCGCCAGGGUCAUGGGCAUGAAAUCAGCGUCGCGCAGGACAAGCACCAGGGAGAAGGGCAAGAGUCGAGGUAAGAUCCCCUCGUUCGGCCAGGCCAGCCCGCGAUUGGCUGGUGCUGGCGUGAGCAAUAUCAGCGUGCUAACCCAUUGCGCAGCCGUUCCAGACCCGUAUCCCAUCGACGAUGACCUGGAUCUGCUCGACGAUGAGUCUCCUGCACCAACGUCACGACCUGAACCAUCGCGCCGAAAAUCAAAGCGCGACUCGGUGCAGCCGGCAGAACCCUUGACGGCACCGCCAAGCGCCGACGAUCCGGUUGUUAUCGAACGCAUGGAAGUGGAUCCUGCCCCAGCUGAGGCUGAACGUCCCCGCCACCGCGAACGAGAGCGAGAACGAGAACGCCCUCGCCGCGAACGUGGCAACUCCGACGCAAUGGCUACCCUCGCUGGUGUCGCAGGCACUGCUGCUGCUGUGAGCGGCUUCAAGAAUAUGUUUGGUCUCGGUCGCAAGAAGGGUGCUGCACCCGAAGACGACCGUCGCGCCCGGCGCAACGCUUACGAGACCGAGGACGACCGCAGACGUCGCAAGCAGUCUACCACCCGCGGUGGCAUGACUGAAGAUGAAGCAAAGCGAUUGCGACAUGAGCGCCGUAGCGUGCGCAAGUCCACGCGCGUACCCGAUGGUGAGCCAGAGCCGAUGAUGACUGGCGCCAAUGGCAGUGGGGAGGUCGAUGCUGAGCGCGAAGCCCGCCGAGCAGCGCGCCGGGCCAGACAUGAGCAGGAGAAGGAGUCUCGACGAGCUGAGCUUGAGGAAGUUGAGGCCAAGGCUGAGCGCCGCCGCGAAAAGACGCGCGAUACCGAGGCAGACACACUCGCAGAGAAGAAGGCCCGGCAGAGGGCUGAGCUCGAGCGUCGCAACAAGCUGGCCGAAGAGGAACUGCGUCGCAUGGCAGAAAAGGAAGAGAAGCGCAAGUCGCGCCGACCCGCCGAGGACGGCACUCGCGAACAUCGCUCUUCGCGCCGCAAAGACAAGGAGCCGCGCGAGACAUCUCGACCUCACAACGAACGCCGUCGCUCUCAUCUCGACGACGAUGCCGAACGUCGCCGCCGCCACGAGGAGCGCCGCGCCGCCCGCCGCAACUCGGAAUACCCAGCCCAGCCCAACGGCGAGCCCAUCAACGACUACUUCGACGAGCGCAAUGGCGCGCACCGCCCCUCAACCACCAAGCGCAACUCGCGCCGCACGGCCGACGAAGAGCAAAACAUGCCCUACAUCAACAAAGGUCCCGACAAGACCUCCUCGUGGGUCCAAUCCCUCACCGAAGAACCCCCUCUCCCGCCACCCAUUUCCGAAACGGUGCUCGACCCCGUCCCCGGCGCCCUCGACGAGGAAGACACGCCCUCCCAAGACGACGAGAUCCGCAUGCGCAUCCAGGGCCGCAAUCGCGGCAAGCGCGGCGACAAGGAGCGCAAGGACGACAAAGACAGGAAGCAUUCGCGCCGUAAGAGCCAUUACGAGGGCACGGUCGAAGACGCUGGCGCCGGCGCUGAGAGGAAGAAGGAGCGCCGCAAGACUUAUGCGAAUCCGCCGUAUGAAGAGGUGCCCGUGCGUACAUGGGAUGGAAGACCGGCGGUCGAUGGGAAUGGCGGGCAGGGGAAGAGGGGAAGUUGGUUUAAGAAGAUUUUUUAG